AAUUAUCUUGUGGUAUCCGAUAAAGGUAGAGUAUAGUCUUUGCACACAACAGAACGUCGUCGCAACUGCUUUAUGAUACAAGCGUUCAGGAACCUCUGCGCUGAAAACGCGUCUAAAACUAAAGGGAAUACUUGUGUAGAUAAAGAGAAACAAGGGCCACUGAUUGAUCAGAUAAUACGGGACACAGACAAAAUUUGGAUUAUAUUACAACUGCCCGUCUCCCAUUCCGCACUGGCUCUAAGUAAUACUUCUAUUCUCCGGGUUCCCUGCAUUUCGCAUGUGAUCCAAAUUUGUCUGAAUGAGCUCCUUGGAAAGUUAAGGCAGUUUUAGACAAUAAAAAGAAAGGGUCAGAGUGGUCUGAUGAGUAGAUUCAGUCACCACAGUCAAGGCACCCUGCAAGAUAAAUUACUGAUACUUUAAAGAAAUCGCAUGGACUUGCAUAAAGUAUCUGUCGCUCAAUAUCU
Messenger RNA from Aspergillus ruber CBS 135680, 464 nucleotides. RefSeq lists its product as uncharacterized. Bases 73 to 330 code for a protein of 85 amino acids. The transcript is spliced from 3 exons. The record is from RefSeq and is a predicted model, not a curated record. NCBI's taxonomy places the organism in Eukaryota, Fungi, Ascomycota, Eurotiomycetes, Eurotiales, Aspergillaceae.